Molecule: messenger RNA, 4009 nt
Organism: Styela clava
Lineage: Eukaryota; Metazoa; Chordata; Ascidiacea; Stolidobranchia; Styelidae
Source: RefSeq, a predicted model, not a curated record
UACGAGCAACGUUCUUGUAGAACUCCAUAAAACAGAAUGUAGAUAUACAAAUACAAGGUGAAAUGAAAAAUAUAAAUGUAUCAAGUCAUGAAGAACGGAUGAUUGCAAUAUAGUGGAUUGAGUCAGAUAUAAAAGGAAGUAGGACAAGGAAUAAAUCAUGUCAUCUUUAAAGUUUGUUAAUAACAUACUGCUGAUUUUUUGUGCUGGUAUAAUAUGCAGGUGCAUAGUUGAAGGUCAAACAUGCGAACCCUUAACGGAUCCCGUGUAUGGUUCGGUUAGCUGUACUGGCAAUCAGGAGAACGAUAGAUGUGACAUUCAAUGUGAUCAGGGUUACGAAUUAUCAAGUAGCAGCACCGAAUCUAGACAUUGCGUUUGUUCAGACCCUACAAAUUGUUUCUGGAACGGAGUCGAAGCCUCAUGCGACCUUGUUGUGGACACAUGUCCUCCGCCAACUCUAUCUGGAACUACCUACAAUCUCAUUGACAUCGCUCCGACAGGAGCAGUUGCAAGAGUCACUUUUACACCGACCGUUAACUCUGCUACCGGAUGGUCUGUCAUUGUCAUAUUUUCCAGUGCGCUCGAUGAGGGAAUCGAAGUAGUAUCCUACAGUUCUAGACUAUCAGCUAUUAGCUCAAAUCGCCAGGUUUUAACUUUUACUAAUCGCGAUUACAACGAGGAUGUAUCAACAAGACAACAGUAUUCUUUUACUUUCAUUAUUACUGGAACAAACCUGUUGAGUCAUUCCACGUUAUUUACGGCAAUGGUGGGCUUUUACGAAUCUCCAAUUGAAGAUGCGUCAUGUUUUCUGACGAUUAAUCCCGUUAACCCUCUCCCUACGACGACUUCAUCUUCCACUGUCUCGACCUCAAGUCAAUCGACAACGACUACAACUACACAAUCUACAACCUCCACUACUACGAGUACAACAACUACUACUACACCUACCACGACAACUACUCCUACCACGACCACUUCGACAACGACGACUACGGGCGGUAGUUCAAUUCCGAAUGGUUGCCAAGAAAUCGUUUAUGAAAUCGACAACCCUGGAUGGUCGGACCAAGGACAAUAUAGAUUCAUUUUCCGAUACAAAGCACCAAUGGGAAAUUACAAAGAUUGGAUCAUCAAAGUUGUAUUCUCGGCCGAAGUUACUGAAGUAGUGGCAUAUGAUUCCGUUGCUGACGGGCCUUAUACCGGAGGGAGAGUUUGGCUAUUCACACCUCAGACAUGGAAUGAUGAUAUGACAAAUCAACAAAUGGAUGCAAUCGGAAUGAGUGUGGCUGCGGAUAAUUCGGCACCAGAUGGAAUAGCCAUAUUAUGCAACGAUGGAGUGGUACCAGAUCUCAGCAUAAUUUCUACCGGUACUGGAGCCACCACUCAGACUUCCAGUUCUACGACAACAACUACGUCUCAAGGAGUGACAGAAACUACCACAGUUGGACCAACUCCAACUACUGAUGGUUCUACAGGACAUUUACCCGCAAGUUCAAGUCAAACUGUACCGAGUUUUACAGCUUCACCCGAAAGUGAACGCGAUCCCUACGAUUUCAACGAACUUCUCCACUUAUCAAUUCUUUUCUACGAAGCCCAACGUUCAGGCGAGCUCCCUGCAACGAAUCGUAUUCCAUGGAGAGGUGAUUCCGGACUCAAAGAUGGAUGUGUUGGUGGAACUUGCAUCGAUCUGAUCGGUGGCUGGUAUGACGCUGGUGAUUUUGUGAAGUUUGGAUUUCCGAUGGCCGCUUCAGCUACUGUGCUUGCUUGGGGAAUGGUGGAAUUUCAAAAUGCGUAUGAAGAUGCUGGGGAAUGGGUGAAUGCCCUUGAUAUGUUGAAGUGGGCCACUGAUUAUUUUAUCAAAGCUCAUGUGUCGCCAAAUGAAUUGUACUUUCAGGUAGGGAAUCCAACUGUGGAUCACGCUUAUUGGGGGCAUCCCGAGACAAUGACAAUGGAAAGGCCAAUAUUCAAAGUCGACGAGGCAAAUCCCGGAACUGAAGUAGCUGCAGAGACAGCCGCUGCCUUCGCAGCUUCGUCCAUUGUUUUUCGUGCUUCAGAUAAUGCUUAUGCUGAAAUCUUACUAAAUCACGCUCUUGAGCUCUACCAAUUUGCCUGGGAUUACAGAGGGAACUACCAGGAAUCUGUACCGGAAUCAGGGAUAGCAAAUUAUUACCCAUCGUACAGUGGUUACAAUGAUGAACUGAUGUGGGCAGCAAUGUGGAUGUACAAAGCUACUGGCGCCGAAGAGUAUUUGAACGACGCGAUUGGGCUGAAGAAUACAGUUUACAAUGGACAAUUUUCGUGGGAUCAAAAAGGACCAGGAGCUUUGGCUCUUUUAAGUCAAGAGAGAAGUGAGUAUAAAGGAGAUUUAUUUGCUGGCAUCGACUACGUGAUGACAAUAGAUAAAACUCCUGGUGGCCUUACGCAUUUUUCGGAAUGGGGUUCCAACAGAUACGCAGCAAACUUUGCCCUGAUUGCAUUGGUGGCGGCAAAAAUGGAAGGACUGGACACUUCAAGUGGGCUUGAAUAUUAUAAUUACGGAAAAGAUCAAAUUUACAAAAUGUUAGGUGACGGAGAUAACGCAAGAAGUUAUGUUGUUGGAUUUGGAAAUAAUUCACCUCAAAGUCCCCAUCACAGAGCCAGUUCCUGUGGAAUGUGGACUGAAAAUGAUCCCGAUUCACAAGUUUGUGACUGGAAUGACAGAGAUGCACAGGGACCGAAUCCGCUGAUUUUAUACGGAGCACUUGUGGGCGGACCCGCAGGAGAUGGGUCAUACACAGAUAAUCGAAACGAUUUUAGAGCAAAUGAGGUAGCUGUCGAUUACAAUGCUGGUUUUCAGUCAGCUGUAGCAGCUUUGAAAUAUUUCGUGAUGCAGAACAGAUCUUCAUAAACAUUGUAAUUCGUUCGAUCUAUUAUAUAACACUGAAGACACUAUCGACAAUAUGGUUUAUUCACACACUCAUUAUUUGUCCAUAUCCUAACCAUAUACCAUAUACGAUUACUUCAAAGAAAAGCUUCUAUUGAAUAUUUUCUAAGUUCAAAGUUAAUAGCUAAAAACAUAAUAAUAUUUUUUGACGUCCCAAUUCAAUUGGAUACAAUUUUGACAUUGUUUACUUGGUUAUUUUAUUUUUAAGAGUUGAUUUCAAAGAAUUCUCGUAAUUCUGCAAGAUUAAGUUGUGGGCGUACUACAUUGUCAUAAUCAUAAACCAAUCAAAUGUAUUCACGAAAUAAAAAUUACAUUGAUCGAAUGAAUAAUGCUUCAAUGAUGUAUAUUCAUAUAAAGCAGUUUUUUUACAUUUAAAGGUCGAGAAACUUAGUUGUAUUGAAUAAUACAGUAUGGCAGUACCCAAUGUCAUUUAUGUUAAAACAGGCACGUAGUCUCCAAUGAAUAGCACCAACGAGUUGUAAAUAGGCCUAGCUUUAAGCGUUAGACCUUUUUAAAUACGCUUUGUGACAAAUUCUGGAAACUUAAUUGUGUGAUAACACCUGCCUUAUUUCAAUCAGAUGUAUGUCCCAAUUAAUUACGUCAUAAUUAAUGACAUAAAAUCAAUCGCAGAUAUAAGACUGUAGAUCUUGAACGAAAUGUCAUAGCUGAUGUCACGUUGAACGAUACACGUUUUAUUGACAUAUAUAAAUGCAAUUGUCAUUACAAUAAAUAUCAUCUGUACCCAAUUGAUUAUAAAUAUGUGUGCUGGAACUUGGCACUGUUAUAUCUGGUCAAACAUAAACUACACUUGAUACUCGGGCACGAAAUGAUUUAUAUAAUAUACAUGUGAACGGAUUGUGACGUUAUCUGAAAUUCUACUUUAUUUGUGUGGCGCGAUUGACAAUGUAACAAGAUGAAAGAGUAUAAGUUAGAUAGAGGGCUUAGGCGCUUGCAUAGUACUUGUUAAGGGAAUGUUUUGUUUUUAUAGUCAGUAACUUCUAUUGCGAUGUUUGGGCGAAGUUAAUACCAAAGGUAAAAUAAGAAGGUACUCCCGAGGUACGUGAACCAAGAUGGCGGUCACAGGAAGAUAGU